GGGGUCAAUGGCCCGCAGUUGGGCGGCUUUCUGCGGAGGAGCCGCGCUUGUCUACUCCCCCGAGACCCCUGUCCUUUCCGUUGUCCCCGGGACGCGGUGGCUGGUUACCUCUCUGAACGCCGGUGAGAGGCGGUUUAGGGGAGCAUACUCGAAGGAGUGGAUUUCAGGACUAGGGGAAAGGAAGGCUACGCUGGGUAAUUUCUGUAGGUGAGACUAACCUAGAAGAAAUGGAGGAGGGGAUACCAACAAGAGUCCUGGGCAGGGUCUCGGGGUCCGAACCUGGCCUGGGGGUAUCAGAGCGGGGAUUGGGGGGAGUGAGCCCCACGUGCCUAUGACGCGGGGGCGCCGGGUAGGCGGCGGCGGCAGCGGCGGCGGCAGCGACGCGGGGCCGGCGACCGCGCAGUGCCGGGAGGGUGGCGAAGCAGGCUGCAGGAUGCUGCGCGCCGCACUGUUUCUGCCCUGGCUGCCCCUGGCGGGGGCGGGGACCACAGACAAACCCACCCAGGAGUCGGUGCCGUUGGGUGAGCCUCCUCCAGGUUUGGCGCUCUUCCGCUGGCAGUGGCACGAGGUGGAGGCGCCCUACCUGGUGGCCCUGUGGAUUCUGGUGGCCAGCCUGGCUAAAAUCGUGUUUCACCUGUCUCGGAAGGUAACAUCUCUGGUCCCUGAGAGCUGCUUGCUGAUUUUGCUGGGCCUGGUGCUAGGAGGCAUUGUCUUAGCCGUGGCCAAGAAGGCUGAGUACCAGCUGGAGCCAGGGACCUUCUUCCUUUUCCUGCUGCCUCCUAUCGUGCUAGACUCAGGCUAUUUCAUGCCGAGCCGGCUGUUUUUUGACAACUUGGGUGCCAUCCUCACCUACGCUGUGGUAGGCACACUCUGGAAUGCCUUCACGACAGGUGUUGCCCUUUGGGGCCUGCAGCAGGCUGGACUUGUGGCCCCUAGGGUACAGGCUGGCCUGCUGGACUUCUUGCUAUUUGGAAGCCUCAUAUCGGCAGUGGACCCUGUGGCUGUGCUGGCUGUCUUUGAGGAGGUGCAUGUCAACGAGACUCUCUUUAUCAUCGUCUUUGGCGAGUCCCUGCUCAAUGAUGCAGUCACUGUGGUGCUGUACAAGGUCUGCAACUCCUUUGUAGAGAUGGGCUCUGCCAAUGUGCAGGCCACUGACUACCUAAAGGGAGUCGCCUCCCUGUUUGUGGUCAGUCUGGGCGGGGCAGCCGUGGGCUUAGUCUUUGCCUUCCUCCUGGCCCUGACCACACGCUUCACCAAGCGGGUCCGAAUCAUCGAGCCGUUGCUGGUCUUCCUCCUCGCCUACGCAGCCUACCUCACUGCUGAAAUGGCCUCGUUGUCUGCCAUUCUUGCGGUGACCAUGUGUGGCCUGGGAUGUAAGAAAUACGUGGAAGCCAACAUCUCCCAUAAGUCACGCACAGCUGUCAAAUAUACAAUGAAAACCCUUGCUAGCUGUGCUGAAACAGUCAUCUUCAUGCUACUUGGCAUCUCAGCUGUGGACUCUUCCAAAUGGGCCUGGGACUCUGGGCUGGUGCUAGGCACCCUCUUCUUCAUCCUGUUCUUCCGAGCCAUCGGCGUAGUCCUGCAAACAUGGGUGCUGAAUCAGUUCCGGCUGGUUCCUCUGGACAAGAUUGACCAGGUGGUGAUGUCCUAUGGGGGCCUUCGGGGGGCUGUGGCCUUUGCUCUCGUCAUCCUACUGGACAGGACCAAGGUCCCUGCCAAGGACUACUUUGUGGCUACCACUAUUGUGGUGGUUUUCUUCACAGUCAUCGUGCAGGGUUUGACCAUCAAGCCACUGGUCAAGUGGUUGAGGGUGAAGAGGAGUGAUCAUCACAAACCCACCUUGAACCAGGAGCUGCAUGAGCACACUUUUGACCACAUUCUGGCUGCAGUGGAGGACGUUGUGGGGCACCAUGGUUACCACUACUGGAGGGACAGGUGGGAACAAUUUGAUAAGAAGUACCUGAGUCAGCUGUUGAUGCGGCGGUCAGCCUAUCGUAUCAGAGACCAGAUCUGGGAUGUGUACUACAGACUCAACAUCAGAGAUGCCAUCAGUUUUGUGGACCAGGGAGGCCACGUCUUAUCCUCCACAGGACUUACUCUACCCUCUAUGCCUAGCAGAAAUUCUGUGGCAGAGACCUCUGUCACCAACUUGUUGAGGGAGAGUGGCAGUGGAGCGUGUCUGGAUCUGCAGGUGAUUGACACAGUACGCAGUGGCCGAGACCGGGAAGAUGCUGUGAUGCAUCAUCUGCUCUGCGGAGGCCUCUACAAGCCACGACGCAGGUACAAAGCUAGCUGCGGCCGCCACUUCAUCUCGGAGGAUGCACAGGAGCGACAGGACAAGGAGGUCUUCCAGCAGAACAUGAAGCGACGGCUAGAGUCCUUUAAGUCCACCAAGCACAACAUCUGUUUCACCAAGAGCAAACCUCGACCCCGUAAGACCGGCCACAAGAAGAAGGAUGGUGUGGCUAAUCCUGAAGCUACAAAUGGGAAACCUCCUCGAGACCUGGGCUUUCAGGACACAGGUGCUGUGAUAUUAACUGUGGAGUCUGAGGAGGAGGAAGAAAGUGACAGUUCAGAGACAGAAAAAGAGGAUGAUGAAGGGAUCAUCUUCGUGGCUCGAGCCACCAGCGAGAUCCUCCAAGAAGGCAAGGUCUCAGGAAGCCUCGAGGUGUGCCCAAGCCCACGCAUCAUCCCUCCCUCCCCAACCUGUGCGGAGAAGGAGUUACCCUGGAAGAGUGGGCAGGGAGACCUGGCUGUAUACGUGUCUUCAGAAACAACCAAGAUCGUGCCCGUGGACAUGCAGACAGGCUGGAACCAGAGCAUCUCAUCCUUGGAGAGCCUGGCAUCCCCUCCCUGUACCCAGCCCCCCACUUUAACCCGCUUGCCUCCUCACCCACUGGGUAUGGAAGAGACCCAGGUUCCUCUUGACAUGUCUUCUGACCCUCGUUCUAGCUUUGCCUUCCCCCCAAGCCUGGCCAAAGCUGGCCGUUCUCGAAGUGAGAGCAGUGCUGACAUUUCCCAGCAGCAGGAGCUGCAGCCCCUCAUGGGCCACAAGGACCACACUCAUCUUAGUCCAGGCACUGCCAACUCUCACUGGUGCAUCCAGUUCAACAGAGGAGGCCGGCUGUAGCCCAGGGCCUCAGGGAGGAGCAGGAUGUAUAGCCCCUGUGGAGAGUGUUCCUCAGGCAAUGUGCAGAGGAGCCCUACUCAGCCUAGUAUGGGGGCAGAGGGGCCUGGACUGGAGUGGCAACUGGGCCUCCUUGGGACUGGACAGAAGGGUUUCCUGGGCUGGUCCUCACAGGGACCCUUCUCACCACUCUCCCUGCUCUUAACCCUUUCCGCUUUUCAUUUCAAAAAUGGCUCAGGAUCCAGUCCAGAGUUCUAGGGGAUAGAUCCAGUCUCGUGUCCCUUCCCUAGGGCGUCUUCCUGGACUUACUGUUGGCAGCUGUUCUUGCCUCCAAAGCAAGAGUGUCAUCUGUGGACACUGGUCUUCCCUCCACCCCCACCCCCACCCCCACCCCCACCCAG
Phodopus roborovskii (desert hamster) is the source of this 3528-nucleotide messenger RNA. It is a transcript of the gene Slc9a5, whose product is annotated as solute carrier family 9 member A5. Gene Ontology annotation, molecular function: sodium:proton antiporter activity. Lineage: Eukaryota; Metazoa; Chordata; Mammalia; Rodentia; Cricetidae. The coding region runs from base 332 to 3130 and encodes 932 amino acids. The record is from RefSeq and is a predicted model, not a curated record. Gene Ontology annotation, cellular component: membrane. The transcript has 16 exons. Gene Ontology annotation, biological process: proton transmembrane transport; regulation of pH; sodium ion transport.